Messenger RNA from Labrus bergylta (ballan wrasse), 3159 nucleotides. The record is from RefSeq and is a predicted model, not a curated record. NCBI's taxonomy places the organism in Eukaryota, Metazoa, Chordata, Actinopteri, Labriformes, Labridae.
GAGGUCACCAUGUUCUCCCUGUCGGAGCUGGUGCCUCUGAACCAGCACCAGAACAGGUCUAAACUCCUGAAGCCCUGGUGGGAGGUCUUCAUGGACUACCUGGUGGUCCUGAUGCUGAUGGCGUCCGUCCUGGCCUGCACUGAGCAGCUGUCCAGGGAUCGAGUGGUGUGCAUCCCCCUGGAUCCACUUUUUACGACGAAUACCAGUGAUCCCAGUCCAACACCUGGAGGGGAUGUGACACUGAACCCAUCACCUAAACCCCCGACCCACUUUCCACAGAAUACCAGCCCAGAUCUUCUCCCUCCAGCCACAGGGCGGAGGACACACCUGGUCUACCAGCAGUACAUUUACAUCAGCCAGGUUUGCUACCACGAGGCUCUCCCUCUCUGCUCACGUUUCUUCCCCUACAUGGCCUUGCUGCAGUCUCUCGUGCUGGUCGCCAGCGGCUCCUUCUGGCUCCACUUCCCCCACACCUCCGCCCGCAUCGAGCACUUCCUGGCCAUCCUGGCAAAGUGUUGUGAAUCCCCGUGGACGUCUCAGGCUCUGUCCCACGCUGCCCAGCAGGAGAACAUCCAAGAGAAGGAGGAGGCGGAUAGGAGGCGACCGCCGCGACCUGCUCCAUCUUUAGGUUCGACCCCGGUGACCUUCAGGAGACGAUCCAGCUUGGACUCACGCGCAGAGAGCCCGCUUUUAAAGAGGUCAGAUGGUGCCGCCGCCACCCCUCCCUCCCCGUGCCCUUCCACCCUCUCCUGUAACUCGUCCGUCUCAAGCGUCUCCCAGGUGCACCUGUCUCCUUUCAAGCCGUCGGUGAAGGUGGAAAAUCCCAGGCAGGUCAUCAGUCUGGAUAGAAGCGACGGAGAACAGGCGAGGGCGCUGUUCGAGAGGGUCCGAAAAUUUAGAUCUCACUGCGAAAUCUCAGACGUCAUCUACAAGGUCUACUUGGCUCAGACGAUCUUCAAACUGCUGAUGGUGACGUUGAUCGUGGGCUACACCAUCCCUCUCCUCAGCUCCUUCACCUUCACGCACACCUGUCACCCCGAGGAGCAGGCCUUGGUGGGCUACGCCACCUUCGAGUGUAUCCAUGUGAUUUCCUCUCUCAUGCGCAAACUGCUGGUGGCCUACCUGAGCCUACUGGGGCUGUACAGCCUGCUCAACCUCUACACCCUCUGCUGGAUUUUGCACAGCUCUCUGCGGCAGUACUCCUUCCACUCUCUGAAGGAUCUGCGCUCCCUCAUCGACGUUCCCGACCUGAGGAACGACCUGGCCUUCCUGUUGCACAUGUUGGACCAGUACGACCCCCUGCUGGCUCAGCGUCUGUCCGUGUUCCUGUCCCCCGUCAGUGAGAGCCGGCUGCUGGAGGAGAGCUUGGAGAGGCGCUGGGGAGAGGAGAAGCUGCACGCCAUGACGACCGUGGAUGCAGACGGCGGCUCCAGGCUGCAGCUGGUGGCUCUGCCUCGCCUCCCCCCCGCCCUCUUCACCCUCAGCCAGCUUCAUGUCCUCAAACUGGAACUCAUCACAGACGCCAGGUUCACCGCGCAGGUGGCCAACAUGGCUGCACUCAGGGAGCUCCACCUCUAUCACUGCACAGCGGCUGUGGACCCCGGUGCACUCAGAGUCCUCCAGGAGCGACUCGAGGUCCUCCACCUCACAUUCACUCAGGCGUCAGAGAUCCCCAGCUGGGUCCUCUCCCUCCACAGCCUGCACGAGCUCCACCUCUGCGGCCGCCUGAGCAGUGAUGGUGGAGUCGGACGCGGCUGGGCACUGGGGAGCCUCCGCCAGUUGCACCACCUGCGUAUGCUGGCGGUCCGAGGCAGGUUACAGCGGAUCCCCGGGGAGCUGUGUGAGGUGGCGGGCAGCGUAGCGAGGCUUGAGAUCUACAACGAGGGCACCAGGCUGCUCGUCCUCACGGGUUUGAAGAGGAUGGUGGACCUGACGGAGCUGCUGCUGCAGGACUGCCAGCUGGAGCGUUUGCCCUCCGCCCUGCUGGCUCUCUCCAACCUGCGGACCCUCGACCUGCAACACAAUAACAUGAGAACUCUGGAGGAACUGCUCACCCUGGCUCACCUGAGACGUCUUUCUUGUCAGCUCGCCUACAACCAUGUUGUGGUGCUGCCGGCCAGUGUCGGUGUGCUGCGGGGCUUAGAGCUUCUCGAUCUGUCAAACAACCAGCUCCGGAGCCUUCCUCCAGCUCUCUUCUCACUCCGCCGCCUUCGCAGGCUCCUGCUGGCGGGUAACCUGCUGAAGGAGCUCCCUGCAGAGGUGAAAACACUGCAGCUGCUCACAGAGCUGGACCUCAGCGGGAACCGAUUAGAGAGCCUCCCCUCUGAGCUUUUCAGCAGCUGUGUGGAGCUGCGGAUCCUCAACGUGGCACACAACUCUCUCAGUUCUUUGCCCGGGGGGAUCGCAGCUUCAGGCCACCUGAGCAGAUUGGACCUGCGCAGCAACAGUCUGGAAGAGCUGCCUGCUGAACUGGGCUGCUGCUCAGGCCUGCACGGAGGGGGUCUCCUGGUGGAGGAGUGGCUGUUCCUCUCUCUGCCGCCUCAGGUCAGAGACUUCCUGAGACGCUCUUUCUGCCCGUCUGAGAAACACUCAGAGGAUCACGACCGGCCAGAGUCUGACAGUUUUCCAUACUUCUCUCCUACACAGUGGAGCUUCUCUUCAGCUCUAGAAUCACAAAUAUAAGACUAAUUUCUAUCUUACAGAUAAUAUUACCAUAACAGCUAAGGCCUUUUGUACACUAAUAUAUUUUUAUACUUGCUUUAUAAGGAAAAAGUUAUUUUCUGGGACUUUUAUUGUUGCAAUAACAUUUUAGACACUAUAUUUGCUAAUUAACUAUUUUUCUCUAAAUAUGAGAAUGAACCAAUGACCUUCAAGAAGAAUUGAAAAUAAUAUAUUUAAAGAAUAACCUACGUUAACCUUGUGGAUAAAAAUAUUAACAUAGACCUCACUGCAAGUUGAUUUUUUGUUAUCUAUAUAAACAGCAGUCUGUCUGUUCAGUGCUGUUGGAUCUUUUUAGAUCACUGAUUCUCAACUGUUGGAUUUAUUAUAUUAACACCUUUAAGAAUGAUACGUGUUCUUGUAUCUUUUAUUUGUGCCGCAGUUCCUCAAAUAAACAAAACGGAUUACAGCCGUGAAAGUUAAUAAACUCCUCAGUUAUCA